Messenger RNA from Formica exsecta, 533 nucleotides. RefSeq lists its product as uncharacterized. NCBI's taxonomy places the organism in Eukaryota, Metazoa, Arthropoda, Insecta, Hymenoptera, Formicidae. The transcript has 2 exons. The record is from RefSeq and is a predicted model, not a curated record. Gene Ontology annotation, biological process: synaptic vesicle endocytosis. Bases 27 to 533 code for a protein of 168 amino acids.
AGCAGGAGGUACAACGUACGAUAUCUAUGUCGUCGGAAAAUCACUCGGAAGCAUUUUAUUCGGCCGAUGAAGAUAUGAGCCACGGAUUAAGCGGAAGUCGAACAUCCAGCUUACGCCAAUCCAUCGUCGGUUCUGGUUGUGUCUUAAAUCGCAAUGACAGUAUGAAGAAAAAAUUCUCGUCAGACCUGUCUAUCGUCGAGAGCUCGACCAAUAUGAAUCACUCAGUGGCAGACAAGGCGCAUACGUUGGAGAGAGCAAAAACGCAGAUAUUAAAUACAAAAAGAAGCCCCAGGAUUAACAGAAACGCUAGUUUUCAAAAUGAAAUCGAUCAAACUGAAAACGGUCGCGGUAUGCAAGAUUCUUCAGACAGCCACUCCGUAUCAUCUACUAGUUUUAUCUCUGCUGUAUCCUCGCAAGAAGAUGUCACGCUUGUAAACUUGCACAUGCAAGUGAAUAAGCCAAUCGUGGACUCGCCGUUAUUGAUGUCCAGUUACGUCAGCCACUUGACACAGGUACUUUUGUUAUUGACGUAA